Molecule: messenger RNA, 1459 nt
Organism: Pseudopipra pipra
Lineage: Eukaryota; Metazoa; Chordata; Aves; Passeriformes; Pipridae
Product: retinol dehydrogenase 16-like
Exons: 4
Coding region: 421-1380 (319 amino acids)
Biological process (GO): steroid metabolic process; retinol metabolic process
Cellular component (GO): intracellular membrane-bounded organelle
Molecular function (GO): all-trans-retinol dehydrogenase (NAD+) activity
Source: RefSeq, a predicted model, not a curated record
UCAAACCCACACUUGUUCUAACCUGGGCAGAUUUGCCUCUGGGCACAGGGCUGGGAAGCCUCUAAUAGCAUCUUCCUCCUCCUCCUCCACUUCCUCCUCCUUCUCCUGCAGAGCCGCUGGGUGGGGGCUGCCCCACUCCACUGCCGUGGCUGGGGACACCGUCCCCCACCAGAGCCGGGCGAGAGGGAAGGGUCCGAGGUUGGUGCUGGAGGGUGGAACCAAACCCAGCUCUGGGGGGCAGCGGCAUUCACCUGCUAAGGGCACAGCAGAGCCCCAGGGACAGGGAGUGGUGCAAGGCAGAGCUGGGGAUUGCAAACCAGGAAGGCAAACUUGGCCCCAGGUUCUGCCGCAAUCCGGGCUCUGUAUAAAUGGCCCGAGUGUGGCCGCCCCGGGCUGUCAGCGAGCGGUGCCGCUCCGAGGAUGUGGCUGUGUGUGGCGGCGGUGCUGGCGGGGCUGCUCCUGCUGCGGCGCUGGCACCGGGAGCGGCAGACGGUGCCGGGGCUCCGGGAGAAGCACGUGCUGAUCACGGGCUGCGACAGCGGCUUCGGGAACCUGCUGGCGCGGCAGCUGGACGGGCGCGGGCUGCGGGUCCUGGCCGCCUGCCUGACCGAGGCCGGGGCGGCGCGGCUGCGGGCGGCCACCUCGCCGCGGCUCCAGACCGUCCUGCUGGACGUCACCUCCAGCCAGAGCAUCGCCGCCGCCAGCGCCUGGGUGCGGGAGCGCAUGGGUGACCGAGGGCUCUGGGGGCUGGUGAACAACGCAGGGAUCGGGACCCCCAUUGGCCCAAAUGAGUGGCUGACCAAGGAAGACUUUGUGAGGGUGCUGGAUGUCAACCUGGUGGGGCUGGUGGAGGUGACCCUGAGCCUCCUGCCGCUGGUGCGGCGGGCGCGGGGCCGCGUGGUCAACGUGGCCAGUGUGAUGGGCCGCGUCUCCUGUUUCGGCGGCGGGUACUGCAUCUCCAAGUUCGGCGUGGAGGCCUUCUCCGACAGCCUCAGGCGGGAGAUGCGUCCUUUCGGGGUGCAGGUCUCCAUCAUCGAGCCCGGCGGCUUCCAGACAGCGAUGAUCGACCCCGCGCCGCUGGCCAAGGACUUCACGCGCCUCUGGGAGCGGCUCCCGGCAGAGGCCCGGGCAGCCUACGGGCACCGGUACCCAGACAGACUGUCCAAGAGCACCACCCUCGUGCACCGCCUGAGCAGCUCCCGCCUGUCCCCGGUCACCGGUGCCAUGACCCACGCGCUGCUGUCCCGCUGCCCCCGCAGCCGCUACGCCGCCGGCUGGGACGCCCGGCUCCUCUUCCUGCCGCUCAGCUACUGCCCGGCCUGGCUGGCCGACACCCUCCUGGGCCUCCUCCUGCCCACCCCGGCCCGCGGGAGCCCCUGAGGACGGCGGGACACGGGCACGGUGCCCGCUCUCCCCGUGCCCCUGGCGUCGUGCUCAAUAAAGCUGGUGCAACGCUGGG